Acanthosepion pharaonis is the source of this 603-nucleotide messenger RNA. The record is from the annotation of a GenBank genome assembly. NCBI's taxonomy places the organism in Eukaryota, Metazoa, Mollusca, Cephalopoda, Sepiida, Sepiidae.
AUGUUUCAUUCUUUCUUUUCCAUUUUCUUUUUCUUUUCUUUCUUUCUUUCUUUCUUUUUCUUUCUUUUUCUUUGGCUUUCUUUCUUUUCCCUCCAUGAUUCUUUCUUUUUCUUUUUUUUCAUUCCAUUUUGCUUUCUUUCCAUGUUUCAUUCUUUCUUUGUAACUUUCUUUCUUUUUUUCUUUUCUUUUUCUUUCUUUCUUUCUUUUCUUUGUCCUUUCUUUUCCUCCAUGAUUCUUUCUUUUUUUCUUUCAUUAAUUUUUUGCUUUUUUUUCCAUGUUUCAUUUCUUUCUUUUGUAGCUUUCUUUCUUUCUUUCUUUCUUUUCUUUCUUUUGCCCUUUUUCUUUCCCUCCAUAAUUCUUUCUUUUUUUUCUUUUCUUUCAUUAAUUUUUGCUUUCUUUCCAUGUUCAUUUCAUUUCUUUUCUUUCUUUCUUUUUUCUUUCUUUCUUUUUUCUUUCUUUUCUUUCUUUGACCCUUUCUUUCCCUCCAUGAUUCUUUCUUUUUUCUUUUUCUUUCUUUCCAUGUUAAUUCUUUCUUCUUUUUUUUCUUUCCAUGUUUCAUUCUUUCUUUUCUUUUCUUUCUUUUCCCUUUUCUUUACUCCAUGA